CGCGCCUGCUCCAGGGCUGAGGACAAGAACUCGCACUGUGAGCGUCUAUAGCCAGUCUAACGCAGCUCCCCGCCGGGCGGCCCUCAACUUGGCUAGAUGCUAACUUCUAUCAACUGGUUCUUCCAACCGGACGGAGAGUAAGGGAUUGGAACGUCGGGGUCCCAGCACUAGGUUCCCGGAGCUCGAAGCUACCCACUGAAAGCCAGCGUUCGCUACCUGUUCCCUUGCUUCUCUGGAUCCCACGUCCAACCUUCGCCCUCGGUUGCAGAGUGUGGGGAAAAGAUUUGGGGCACAGCUCAAAAUUCUAAAGAACCGGAGCCCGAGGACAGGAAGACCACAGCUAUUCUCCCUCGCCCCCUUCGGAGCCGCCACGUCCCUUCAUGCACCCUUUUUGCGUCCCUGAGAGAACAGGUUGGAGUAACAGGGAUCUCGGGAUCUUGUGCGGAGAUGGUGAGGGUCAGAGAAGCGCCUUCUGCCUUAGAAUUUAUGAGUGUGGAGGGAAAGAAAGAAAAGGUUCUUCAGCGAUAAAGAACACUUGUUGCAAACUAAAGAGCGGCGUGCCAGAGUCUAGGUGAGAGGAGGGGCUGAGGCCUCUGUGCCACGAAGAGUAUUCCAUUCAACAUUAUCCUACAUGGUACAACUUUACAGUACUAAAAAUGAAAAUAGUGGGGCAAAAUAGUUUUCCUGGACUGAGAGCCCAAGUCCCGAGAUUUCACAUCGUGCGUUUUUAAAGCCGCCACCUCCGGCUGCGGCGUGGGAAAAGUUCCCGUGGCGCUUCGGCUGGGACUACAAAGCCGCCAGUUCUCAUGCAGGAGGAAAACGCAUCGCGAGAGGAUGCGGGAGCCCCGCCCCGGGAGAGAGCCCGCCUUCGGAGGGGUCCGGAACCACGCGGCCUGGUCCGGAAGUGCUGCUGACUAGGCGCUCUUGGGCGGAAGCAUGGCGGCUCACCGUUCUGGACCCCUCAAGCAACAUAAUAAAGCUCAUAAAGGCUGGCGGCAUCGAGGUCGAGGAUCCGCACAGCGGGAUGGCAAGGGCCAUAUUGAACUGAAAGUCCUGUGCAAGAAGGUGAGAAAGGAGCUCAGCAGAGUAGACCAGAGGCACCGCGCCAGCCAGCUCCGAAAACAGAAAAAGGAGGCGGUUCUUGCAGAGAAGAGACAGCUAGGCAGCAAAGAUGGGGCUCCUCAUCAGGUGCUGGUGGUGCCUUUGCAUAACAGAAUUUCCUUGCCUGAAGCCCUUCGCCUGCUGCAGGAUAGGGACACGGGAACUGUGCACCUGCAGGAAUGGGAGAACACCCAUCGCUUUGUGCUGCUGUGCCCCCGUUUGAAACAUCGGUGGUUUUUUACAUCUGCAAAACCCGGGGAUCUGCACACAGUGUUAGACAUGGCUAAAGUUGCUGAUACCAUCCUGUUUCUCCUUGAUCCACUGGAAGGCUGGGACAGCACUGGGGAUUACUGUCUCUCCUGCCUCUUUGCUCAGGGACUUCCCACCUAUACACUAGCUGUCCAAGGGGUUUCUGGCCUCCCACCAAAGAAGCAAUUAGAUUCCAGAAAGAAGCUAAGUAAAGUUGUGGAAAAGCGCUUUCCUAAUGACAAACUCUUCCUGUUAGACUCUCAACAGGAGGCAGGGAUGCUACUUAGACAGUUGGCUAACCAAAAGCAACGACAUCUUGCUUUUCGAGAUCGGCGGGCCUACUUAUUUGCUUAUGCUGUUGACUUUGUGCCUAGUGAAGAGAGUAACUUGGUGGGCACCUUGAAAAUCUCAGGCUAUGUUCGUGGGCAGACACUGAACGUAAAUAGUUUGCUGCAUAUCAUUGGAUAUGGUGACUUUCAAAUGAAACAGAUAGAUGCCCCCUUGGACCCUUUCCCUUUAAACCCUAGAGUGAUUAAAUCUCAGAAGGACCCAGGCAUAGGAAUGGAGAUUUGUGCUACAGAAGUUGUAGCUGAUAUGGAAGAAGAUCUCAAGGUCUUAAUGAAGGCAGACCCUGGCAGACAGGAGUCUUUGCAAACAGAGGUUAUCCCAGACCCAAUGGAUGGAGAGCAAACGUGGCCCACUGAGGAGGAGCUGAGUGAGGCAAAGGACUUGAAGGAAAGCUCCAAGCUGGUGAAGAAGGUCCCCAAAGGAACAUCCAGUUACCAAGCUGAAUGGAUUUUAGAUGAAGGUGGUGAAAGUUCUGGGGAAGGAGAUGACUAUGAUGAUACAGAACAUGAGAAUUUUAUGGAAGAGGAGUCUCAGGAUGAGAGUAGUGAAGAGGAGGAAGAUUGUGAAACUAUGACAAUAGGGGAGUCUGUGCGUGAUGAUCUGUAUGAUGAGAAAAUGGAUGAAGAGGCUGAGGAAAAAAUGUUAGAAAAAUACAAACAAGAAAGACUAGAAGAGAUGUUUCCAGAUGAAAUGGACACACCCCGUGAUGUGGCUGCUAGAAUUCGAUUUCAGAAAUACAGAGGCCUCAAGAGCUUUCGGACAUCUCCAUGGGAUCCUAAGGAAAACCUGCCUCGAGAUUAUGCUCGUAUCUUUCAGUUUCAGAACUUUACUAAUUCCAGGAGACGUGUCUUUAAAGAGAUUGAGGAAAAAGAGGCUGAAGGAGCUGAGGUUGGCUGGUACGUCACACUUCAUGUCUCGGAAGUCCCUGUCUCAGUGGUUGGGGACUUCAGGCAAGGAACACCCUUGAUUGUAUUUUCUUUGCUACCUCAUGAACAGAAGAUGUCAGUAUUGAACAUGGUGGUGAGCCGGAGCCCUGGCAAUACUGAGCCUGUGAAAGCCAAAGAGGAACUGAUCUUCCACUGUGGAUUCAGACGCUUCCGAGCCUCACCUUUAUUCUCUCAGCACACUGCGGCAGAUAAACACAAAUUUCAGAGAUUUCUGACUGCUGAUGCGGCCUUCGUGGCAACAGUAUAUGCACCAAUUACUUUUCCUCCUGCAUCUGUGCUGCUUUUCAAGCAGAAAAGCAAUGGAAUGCACAGCCUUAUUGCUACAGGGCAUCUGUUGUCAGUGGAUCCGGACAGAAUGGUCAUCAAGAGAGUUGUUCUGAGUGGUCAUCCUUUCAAAAUUUUUACUAAGAUGGCAGUUGUGCGUUACAUGUUCUUUAGUAGAGAGGAUGUCCUGUGGUUUAAACCAGUGGAACUAAGGACAAAGUGGGGCCGUAGGGGACACAUCAAGGAGCCGUUAGGUACCCAUGGCCACAUGAAAUGUACAUUUGAUGGGAAACUAAAAUCUCAGGACACAGUACUGAUGAACCUCUAUAAACGAGUUUUCCCUAAAUGGACUUAUGAUCCAUAUGUACCAGAACCAGUACCUUGGGUGAAAAGUGAGAUUUCUUCAACAAUGCCUGAAGUGGACAUGGAAUAAUGGAUUCUGCCUUAUUGCUGCCCGCUAGCACUUCCAGGAUGGGCGCCUAUAGGAUGUAAUGGGGCAGUUUGUAGUUUCUGUGUUAUCCUAUCAUUUGGCUGCCCUGUUUACAGAAGACUUUUUUUUUUUUUACCUAACAAAUAUCUCAGUUAAGUAUGGAAGUUUUUCUACUACAACGUAGUUUAAAAAAACCUAUUAGGCCGGAGAUUUAGCUCAGUAGUUCUGCUGCCUUCCUGGCAAGCACAAAGACCUGAGUUCGAUCCCCAUUGCCGAAAAAAACAAAACAAAACAAAAAAACAAAAAACCUGUUAAAUCUUACUGAAAUAUAUAUUCUCGUUAACAUUUUGGAAACUAAGAACGGAAUGUGGAAAACAAUUUCAUGUAUCUAGAGACAAUCAUAUCUCUUCAUUUUACAUAAAUGAAUGGCUAAUAAGGACCUGGUCUUUCAGCUGGCUUCACCCAAGUUAGGGAGGUUAAAUCUACAUUUCCACCACUUAGAACAAUACAAAUGUUCUUUACUUCUGGAGAAACUGUUUGAAAGUUGUGAGACAGCACAGCAGCCACUCCAACUCCAGCUGUAGGUUCAAUGAGUAGUUUCAUCCUCUCCCACACAAGCUGGGUUGCAUACUGUUGGUACAAAAGGAAAAAUGGAUAAGAAGUAAGGGAAGGACAAGAGUCUAGUAGGUUCAAUUCUAAAGGCCCAUAAAGAACAUAUGCUCAGUCUGGCUUUUUCAUGUUGCUAUGUAUGUAUGCUUGCCAAUGAAGCACACAUACAGCUUUCACCCUACCUAAGACUUUCAAAAGGUUUGUCGUAAUACAUAUAGGGCACUCUCCCGCAUGUGAUGAAGUCACCUAGUUAAAGCCCUGUGGAUCAGUUCUUUCUCUUAACAGAAGGAACUGUAUUAAGGAACUUUUUUUUUUUGCCUUAGUGACUGCACUAUUUUUACUUCUAUUCCUGUUGGAGUCUUUACCUUAAUUUCAUCCUCUGUAACAGUGAAGACAUCAUCCACAAGGUCCCUUAUGAUAGGCCAGGUGUUUGUGCCAAUGCUGGAUUUGACACCAUCUGCUACAGUUUCUGGAGUAUAAGUAUUGGGGGUCAAUUCCCCUUUCAGUUUGGACUGGUAGCAGUCAUCUGCAUUCAGGGGUUCAGCAGCAUAUACCUUUACAGUAGGUUUCAGAGCCUGAGAAGAGUAAUAUUAAACACAUUACAACUAACCAUUGCUAUGUGAUACCUUAAAUAGAUAAUACCUCUCUACUUGUGUCUUCUCUUUGACAGAUGUAACAAAAAUAUGACCUUCAAGCACUUUAUAAAAUAAAUUGUAUGUUUAAUACCGGCUUUAGUUGUAUCACAACUGGUUCUGAUAAUUGAGGAAGGGUAGUUCCUAUCGUGGAUAAUAGUUUGGUGAAAUGGAUUUGGGAGAAACUGAAGGUAUCAUUCAAUGUUAAUGACACUGUAAAGUCAUGGAUGGAGAAGAGUAGUAAAGCACAGAGGGCUCUGCAUCUCAGGUUCCAAGAGAUGAUGGGAAAGAAUGGCAGUUUGAGGGAUGCUGAGCAAGUAUCCACAGUGCACCAUGAUGUAAAUAUAUCCUCUGUGCCUAAAGCAGGAAGUCUGUCAGAAGCUGUUUUCUCACCUUAACUGUAACUGCUAUUCCAGCAACCAUUCCUCCUCCCCCUACAGGUACCACCAGUGCAUCCACCAAGGGAACCUUUAGUAAAAAUACAAAUAGGUGAAUUAGUAAACCUAAUAUCUACACAUAAAAUAGUUGAACCUAUAGCCAAACAGCUUUACCAGUAGUUAAAGGAAUAGGAAGAACUAAUUAGGCUGUUUUACCUGGUUCAGCACUUCUAGGGCAAUUGUCCCUUGCCCAGCUAUUACUGCAGGCUCUUGGUUGGGAUGUACCAGGAUCCCUUCUGUUUCUUCCAUAAUUCUUUUUGUAACCUUUUCUCUAGACUAAGAGUACAGAAACUUAAUUUGCAUUUAGUAUUCUAAAAAAGUUUCAGUCAUUUAACAGUUUAUUGACCAUUUGCUUUUUGUCAGACUUUUAGUCACUGGAUAGAUAAGGCAGUAAACAAAAUAUAUCUAUCCUGUUCUCAAGAGGAUUAUUCUUAUAUUUCUGGUACUGGGGAUCAAACUCAGGUCCUUGUACAACCACUGAACUAAAUCCCUGGCCCAUGAGGGUUAUAUUCUUAGAAGUGGGAUAUAAGUAAAUGUGUGGUGUAUGUCUAAAUAGUGAGUAUAGUAGAGGCUGACCAAGAAGGGCCUCUUGUAAGUCAACAAAUUACAGAAUGAACAACUAUUGUGGAUUCUGCAGAAUAUUCCAAAGAGGUGAUAACAGCAAGUGCUAAGACUGCAAGGUAGGAGUGGUUAACCUUUUGGAGGAGCUGAUUAAGUGCUGACUGGCAUGGAGUGUUUGAGGACAAUAAUUGUUAGGUCAGAAAGCUGGAAAUGGGCAUCUAGGACUUAGAUAAUUCAAGAACUUUGGUUUGGUGGGGGCUGUAGCUUAGUGGGAAGAAUAUGCAGGACCCUGGGUUUAGUCCCAAAUCAAAUCAUGCAACACCAAAUAAAAAUCCUAAGGGUGUGGUGGCACAUCCUUGUAAUCCUAGCCCUCAGGAGGCUGAGGCAGGACCAUGAAUUUGAGGCCAGCCUGGGCUACAUAGCAAGACCUUAUCUCAAAAAACAAAUUCUGGUUUUCACUGUGUAUGAGGUAGGAAGUGAAGAGAGGAUUUGAUUUGCAAGAGAAGAGUUCUGACUUACUAAAUGGGUAGCUCUGAUUGUUCUUGAAAACAAGCUACAGGCUAAAGGGUGAGGGUGAAAGCAAAAACCAUUUAGGUUACUAAAUCUACGUGAAGAAUGAAGCUGGUGUGAAUCAAGGUGGAAAUGGUAGAAGCUGUUAACAGUAGAUGGAUUAUGGACAUAUUUUGAAAGUAGGACAGAUUUGGGUGUGAGGUGUGAGAGUUACCAAAAAAUCUUUGCUUGAGCAACUAGGAUAAAUACUGCCAUGUACUGAGAUGAGGAAGACUUUGGAAGGGGAGCAGGUGGGGAGUAAGAUCAGGAGUUUGUUUUUCGACAUAAUAGCUUUGGGAGUCCUCUGAAUAUGACCAAGUAGGAAAGUUCAUUAGCUGUUAAGCAAGUAUGGGGGUAAGGGGAGAGACCAGGACUGGGAUUGAGUAUAGGUGUUACUUUAAACUAAAAUUAAUGAGGUCAUCUCGAGUGAAUGCAAAAAAGUUGGGUAUGCUAACGAGUGAAGAGAAAACAGCCUGAGAAGGGUCCAGUGAGGUAGGAAGCACACAGUUGGUCAGAUGAAGCUGUUAAGAGAACAGGGCUGUAACUUAGCUCCAUGGUGCCACUGCUUCACAAGUGCAAAAUUCGGUUCCUGGUACUACUACUACUAAUAAUAAUAGUACUGAAAACUGCUUUCCUCCUUACCUCAUCACUCUGUUCACUGUAUAUUAUGGAGGCUCCAUAGGCUUUUAUUGCCAGUUUUUUACAGUUAGGAGCUGCUUGGGGCACCACAAUAUAAGCAGGAAUCCCUGGGAGAGGAAAAACAUGUUAAGAGAAUUUAGCAUAAAAACUUUUCAGUUUGCUUGUAAUCAGAUAGGGACUCCUUUAGAAAUUCCUGUAUCACCUUUCCUACUGAAAUCAAGGGUAAUUUUCUUUUUCCUGAUAAUUCUACCCAGUAACCUGAAAAAUUAAUCAAGUACCUUCCAAUUUGGCAGCAUAGGUGAGAGCCUGGCCAUGGUUUCCACUGCUAUGAGUAACAACAGCUUUGGGCUUCCCUUCUAAAGUGGCAGGAAUUAAUCCUCGGAUGGCAUUAAGGGCACCACGAAUCUGGAAAAGAGGGAUGGUGAACUCAUGUACACUCAUGCACUGCUUUGCAACAGGGGUAUGUUCUAAGAAAUGCAUCAUUAGGCAGUUUCCUUGUGUGAACAUCAUAGAGUAUACUUAACACAAACUUGCCUAUUUUAUGCUAAAAACCUGCACAGCAUGUUACUGUACUAAAGAGAAUACUGUAGGCAAUUAUAAUGGUUGGUACUUGUGUAUAUAAACAAA
Fukomys damarensis (Damara mole-rat) is the source of this 7393-nucleotide messenger RNA. It is a transcript of the gene Tsr1, whose product is annotated as TSR1 ribosome maturation factor. The transcript has 15 exons. Gene Ontology annotation, molecular function: GTPase activity; GTP binding; U3 snoRNA binding. Gene Ontology annotation, cellular component: nucleus; preribosome, small subunit precursor. Gene Ontology annotation, biological process: maturation of SSU-rRNA from tricistronic rRNA transcript (SSU-rRNA, 5.8S rRNA, LSU-rRNA); ribosome biogenesis; endonucleolytic cleavage of tricistronic rRNA transcript (SSU-rRNA, 5.8S rRNA, LSU-rRNA). NCBI's taxonomy places the organism in Eukaryota, Metazoa, Chordata, Mammalia, Rodentia, Bathyergidae. The record is from RefSeq and is a predicted model, not a curated record. Bases 937 to 3342 code for a protein of 801 amino acids.